Cyprinodon variegatus (sheepshead minnow) is the source of this 1334-nucleotide messenger RNA. Its product is annotated as heterogeneous nuclear ribonucleoprotein A1-like. The transcript has 10 exons. Bases 1 to 1017 code for a protein of 338 amino acids. The record is from RefSeq and is a predicted model, not a curated record. Gene Ontology annotation, molecular function: RNA binding. NCBI's taxonomy places the organism in Eukaryota, Metazoa, Chordata, Actinopteri, Cyprinodontiformes, Cyprinodontidae.
AUGUCGAAAGACGUCCCUCGUGAACCAGAGCAGCUCCGCAAGCUGUUUAUUGGAGGCCUGAGCUUCGAGACGACAGACGAGAGCCUGCGUGCUCAUUUUGAACAAUGGGGGUCCCUUACAGACUGCGUGGUCAUGAGAGAUCCCAACAGCAAGCGGUCCAGGGGUUUUGGCUUUGUUACCUAUUCCUCAGUACAGGAAGUUGAUGCGGCAAUGGCUGCCCGUCCUCACAAAGUGGAUGGGAGGGUCGUGGAGCCUAAACGUGCUGUGUCCAGAGAAGACUCAAACCGUCCAGGUGCUCACGUAACUGUGAAGAAAAUCUUUGUGGGAGGCAUCAAAGAGGACACUGAGGAGUGUCACCUUCGGGAUUAUUUUCAACAGUUUGGCAAAAUCGAGGUCAUUGACAUUAUGACCGACCGCGGCACUGGAAAGAAGAGGGGCUUUGCUUUCGUCACCUUUGAUGACCACGAUUCAGUGGACAGGAUUGUCAUUCAAAAAUAUCACACCAUAAACUCUCACAACUGCGAAGUCAGGAAGGCCCUGACUAAGCAGGAAAUGCAAAGCGUAGGAAUGGGAAUGAGAGGAGGACGCAGCAGCGGGGGAAGGCCAUAUGAUUACGACAGAGGCUUCAACCAGGGUAGCAGAGGUAGAUAUGGAGAUGGUCCUAAUAAUUGGAACGAUGGCGGUUAUGGAGGUGGCCCUGGAGGUCCUGGUGGAUACGGCAACGGUGGAAACAGGGGCUAUAACCAGGGUUACAACCAGGGUGGUGGAGGCGGCGGCGGUGGAGGCUAUGGUGGAAACGGCUACGACAGCAACGGUUAUGGUAACUGUGGUGGCGGUGGUGGAGGCGGCGGCAGUGGCUACAACAACAUGGGCCAUUACGACCCCCAGGCCUCUAACUUUGGUCCAAUGAAGAACAACUUUGGAGGUGGUGGCGGCGGCGGUGGAGGCAGGAGCUUCGGUGGCUAUGGAGGCGGCUCCAACAAUCCUGGUGGCUAUGGCCGACCGGGACGAUUCUAAGACUUCGAGUGGACUGAUUACUUAGGAGAGGAGAGCAAGGAGAGGAGAGCAAGCGAAGUGACAGGGCAGCUGCAGGUUUACCUCCUAAAUCUGCUCAGCCAAGCAGUUGUGGCAGGUUACAGCUGCUACAAGAAGAGAUGAACUUUAGAUAAAUCAUGGAGGGCCUUCAAUUAAACGUUGUCUUCUGUUUUUUUUCUUUCAACAAAAUGUGUUUAUAAAAAGCAUUCCAAUGAGGGUUUUAUGUUUUAUCUUUGAGUCUGGUUUUUAUUUGUAACUGCUUCAAAUCACUGAAAUAAACCCACCUUUCAGUUUUUUAA